GGCGGGCGGAGCCGGGCAUUGCCUCAGCGGCGCGGGCGAGCUGGUGUCGUGGCCGAGGCUGGGCUCGGCUCCCGCUUCCCUCAGUCUCGCCCGGAGGAACUCCCGCCGUCUCACGACCGCCGGCCGCUCCUCCCUCCCUCUCUCCGCGCGUCGGGCCGGGUCCGUGAGGGGAAAAGGCCUAACUCCCCUCAGGCGCCUGAGGAGAAGAAGGCCUGAGGCGGCGCUGCCCGUCCUCCUCCUCCUCUUCCUCCUCCUCUUCUUCCCCCCCCAUCCGAGAGUCAGCUGGGGAGACCCGGCGGCGGCGGCGGCGGCGGCUCCUUCUCUCCUCCUCCCGCUCCUCCUCCUCCUCCGGCAGCGGUGUAUUACCACCAUCCCCAUCAUGUCGGCGGGCGGGGAUUUCGGCAACCCGCUGCGGAAAUUCAAGCUGGUCUUCCUCGGCGAGCAAAGCGUUGGGAAGACUUCCUUGAUCACCAGAUUCAUGUAUGACAGCUUUGACAACACCUACCAGGCAACAAUCGGCAUUGACUUCUUAUCAAAAACUAUGUACCUGGAAGAUCGCACAAUCAGGUUGCAGCUCUGGGACACUGCGGGCCAGGAACGUUUCCGUAGCCUCAUUCCCAGUUACAUCCGCGACUCUGCCGCCGCUGUAGUAGUGUACGAUAUUACAAAUGUAAACUCAUUCCAGCAAACCACAAAAUGGAUCGAUGAUGUCAGAACGGAAAGGGGUAGUGAUGUCAUCAUAAUGCUUGUAGGAAACAAAACAGAUCUAGCAGACAAGAGACAAGUAUCUAUUGAGGAAGGGGAAAGGAAAGCCAAAGAGCUGAAUGUGAUGUUCAUCGAAACUAGCGCAAAGGCCGGAUACAACGUAAAACAACUUUUCCGACGUGUGGCAGCUGCUUUGCCUGGCAUGGAGAGCACGCAGGAGAAAAGCAGAGAAGAUAUGAUCGACAUCAAACUUGAAAAGCCUCAAGAGCAGCCAGUCAGUGAAGGAGGCUGCUCCUGCUAAUAGUGUGUGGGGUGUUUUCCCCCCCUUCCUUCCUUCCUCAAACCAUCACUCGCUUCUCCUUCCUUCCUUCCUUCCUUCCUUCCUUCCUUCCUUCCUUCCUUCCUUCCUUCCUUCCUUCCCUGGGACCGCAUCCACAGCCGUGUGACGAUUGCCUUGCCUCUUCCUUCCCUCCUCUCUCCUCCACCACUUCACCCCAGCACGGAUCCUCAUCAUCAUCGCUGCCUGUCUCGUGAAGAUGAUCUGUUUAGCUUCACAAGCACAAAACAAAACGAAAGAAAGAAAAGUCGGUGUCUCCAUUGCAUAGAGAAGGAAAAGGGUUGCCAGAGCCCAAACCACCCUGCCCCGUCAUUUCCACUAGUUCUAGAAAGUUGAGUACGACUUUUGUUUAAGGUCUGUUCCUUAUUUUUCUUUUUCUUUUACAAAGAAAAUUAAAACAUUGCACUUGUCAAACGGAGGGAAAGUGGGAGGGGGAGAAUAAGGAUAUGGCGCCUGUUUUUUUUUUGCCGGCGAGAGACGCGUCGCAGGGUAGAAGACACCGUCGCAGGCCGCGUAGAGCGUGAGCAGAAGAGCAAAAAAAAAGCCCGAGAGAGCCUGCACUGCCUUUUCAGUCCAACUUUUUGCUUUUGGGUAAAGCAAAAACUCAAAAGCUGGCUUGUUAAGCCGUGCUUUCCGUCGCGGUGUUCACGCCGUUCUUUUGUAGCGCGAACAAACCAGCAUCGGCUGGCAAGAUGAUUUCCCCCCCCCCUUUAAGGUGCACGGUUCCAGAAUCUUAUGCGUGACCCCCACCAAAGGGCUUAAAAAAAAACCUCUCUUACUUCCUGGGAGAAGCCCCCCCCCCCCCCAAUUAAACUGCCUCGCAGUGCAGUCUCUGUCUGGUUGGUUUUUGCAUUUUCUGCUUUCAGAUCGGGCCCUUUGGGGGGGCGGGGGGGGGGCUUUGAAAACAGGUUCGGCCUGUUUUAAGAGAAACGAUUGAAGGGAAAUCCCUUUCGAAAAUGGGAGGCAUGUACACUACGACCAAGUUCUCCGUCAAGUGAGGAAGGAGGACCAGGAUAAAUGAAGCUGUUGGGACAGCUCAAGGCUCAACUGGAGGCAGGGAGAGUUAUAAAAGUCCCUUUUAAAAGGAUGAUUAAAAGGGAAGGGGGGUGCAUAAGAUGGAAACAAAACUAAUUAUGCAGGCUGUUGCCUUUACUUUCAGAAUUAUUAUUGUUUUCAUUUUUUACAUUCGGUCUCGAGUCUAUGUACGUACUACAUAAUUCAGUUUGUUUAGUAUUAUGUUUAACUUAACUACCAUUAACGGUGAUUUCCUUCCAUAUUUAUUUUCUCUGCUUUAAAUUUGUUUAACAUUCAAGGCUUUCUUUUUUCUUUCUUUUUCAUUCAUUCUUUCUUUCUCUGUCUGUCUGUCUGUCUCUAUUGAUUAAUCCAUUUAAAGCUUUGGGAAUGUUGCAAGAUUCCGCAAUUCAUUUCGGAAACAGUACAUGCAUUCUGUCUCAUGUACACACACACACACACAAACACCAACACACAGACACACACGACACACCCACGCUACAGAAGUGCACUCUUAAUAGUACUAGUCAUUGUGAAGUUGCUACGUAAGUUAACACAAUUGUAAAUACAUUGUUUGCCAGGAGAGUUUGUAGAGCGGAGAGAAGUUGGGGGCGGGGGGGGGCAAUGUGGGAAAAGCUUUUUUUUUGUCACAAGGGCUGUUCUUUUUUUUUUCUUUUUUUUCUUUUUUGAAGGCAGCCCAGCUUGGUUCAGAGACCUCAACGCAAAGUAUCCCCCCCCACCCAAAAAACCCCCCUCCUUUUGCAUUGUGGAGUCAGAAUGGCAAAUCCAUCACUUUGACUUGAGUUUCUAGUAACUUUGCAUAAUCUCACGUUAAAAGGGCAGAUUGACAUAAAUGCUUUUCAUGCAAUAUUGAAGAGGUGAUUUUUUUUUCCUUUUUUUUUUUUUUCCUUUCAAAGUAGCAUGUCUAGAAAUAAAUGUUUAAACUAUGGCAACCAACGGCGAACUUAAAAUCCCGAAAAGAAACUCAAAAGAGACUGGGCUGUUCUUUUCUUCCUCCUCCUCUUCUUCUUCCUUGUAUCGUUGUUAUUCUACGUGUGCGGAAACUUAAAACAAAGAAUCCCAUCUCGCUGCUUUUGAAUAACUGAGUUUUCUGUGGUUUGGGUUCUUCGAGCAAUUAAAUGUGUACACGGGUUGGAUUUUUUAAAACAUGCACAGAAUUUUUUGCUUCCAAUAAAGUAUCUAAUCAAAA
This is a messenger RNA of Thamnophis elegans (Western terrestrial garter snake), 3263 nucleotides long. It is a transcript of the gene RAB6A, whose product is annotated as RAB6A, member RAS oncogene family. The record is from RefSeq and is a predicted model, not a curated record. Bases 380 to 1006 code for a protein of 208 amino acids. NCBI's taxonomy places the organism in Eukaryota, Metazoa, Chordata, Lepidosauria, Squamata, Natricidae. The transcript has 8 exons. Gene Ontology annotation, molecular function: GTP binding; GTPase activity.